AUGAAGCACAUGGUGGCGCCCACCACCAGAUCCGGCGAGGAUGAGCUCGAUCCGUUGUUGUCAGUUGCUUGCCUAUCUCUUGCUGCCAAGAUGGAGGAGACUGUGGUCCCUCUUCUUGUGGACCUUCAGGUCUGCGAUGUGAAAUUUGAGUUUGAAGGAAAUACUAUUGGGCGGAUGGAGGGUCUUGUGAUGAAAACCCUGAAAUGGAGAAUGCAGGCUGUGACCCCGUUCACUUUCAUCAGCUACUUCCUAGACAAGUUCAGUGAUGGGAAGCCACCGAGUUUUGCACUAGCCUCACGGUGCGCCGAGAUCAUAAUUGGCACACUCAAAGGCUCUACAUUCUUGUCAUUCAGACCAUCUGAGAUUGCUGCGGCCUCGGCCCUAGCAGCGGUUUCUGAGAAUCAGAUUGUUGGCUUUGCGAGUGUUCUUUCAGCAUCUGAAGUCCCUGUAAAUAAGGAGAUGAUUGCUAGAUGCUAUGAGCUGUUGCAAGAGCAGGCGCUGGUGAAGAAGAGAAGGAACAUCAAUGGAAGCCCUUCAGUGCCAGAAAGCCCGAUUGGUGUGCUGGAUGCAACAUGCUUCAGCUUUAGGAGUGAAGAUGCAACACUAGGAUCAUCACAAUCAAACAACAUCAGUAGUAGUAACAAUCUGAUUCUUUGCAUUGUUGUUUAG
Miscanthus lutarioriparius is the source of this 669-nucleotide messenger RNA. The record is from the annotation of a GenBank genome assembly. NCBI's taxonomy places the organism in Eukaryota, Viridiplantae, Streptophyta, Magnoliopsida, Poales, Poaceae.